AUGGAGGCGCUGAGGGCCGUAUUUACCAAGCCGGAUCCCCAGGCGCAGGCCCGAAAAUGUAAUGCGCUGCUGCGCACCAACAUCCGCAAGCUCGACCGAGACAUCAACAGCAUCAAGCAAGCCGAGGCCAAGGCGCGACAGCUCAUCAUCCAAGCCGACAAGCGUGGGCAGCGCGACCCUUCCCGUACUGCACAGGCAAAGAAAGAGGUCCGCAUGUACGCCGUCGAGCUCAUCCGCGCGCGCAAGCAGACGGCCCGCCUGCACACGGCAAAGGCGCAGCUUAGCUCAGUGCAGAUGCAGGUCAGCGAGGCCUUUGCGGUGCGCAAGAUCGAAGGGUCCAUAAAGUCGAGUGUGGGCAUUAUGAAGGACGUCAACAAACUUAUUAGUCUUCCUGCGCUGGCGGGCACUAUGCGCGAGCUCGGCACCGAGCUCAUGAAGGCCGGCAUUAUCGAGGAAAUGGUCGAGGACGUCUUGCCUGAAGACAAUGAUUUGCUAGUAGAGGACGAAGCCGAGGCCGAGGUGGACAAGGUUCUCAGCCAGAUUCUCAAGGACAAGAAGGAGACUACUGCGAACUUGCCGGCUGCGCCCCUACCCGAUCCAGAGGUGCCCAACGCGGCAGAGGAGGUCGAGGAGGAAGAGGACCCGGAGGAGAUGAUGGAUCAGAUGCGGGACCGUCUAAAUGCUCUGCGAAGCUAG
Beauveria bassiana ARSEF 2860 is the source of this 696-nucleotide messenger RNA. Its product is annotated as vacuolar protein-sorting-associated protein. Bases 1 to 696 code for a protein of 231 amino acids. The record is from RefSeq and is a predicted model, not a curated record. Lineage: Eukaryota; Fungi; Ascomycota; Sordariomycetes; Hypocreales; Cordycipitaceae. The transcript has 2 exons. Gene Ontology annotation, cellular component: multivesicular body; ESCRT III complex. Gene Ontology annotation, biological process: late endosome to vacuole transport; endosome transport via multivesicular body sorting pathway; protein transport.